GCCAUCCACUUUUGCUUUACUUACCCAUUUCUAUACGUAUACACGCACACUCACACACACACACACCACACAAGCUAUACAAAACAAUGGCGAAAUUGAUGCUCGCACGCCCCAAUUUCACAUCUUUAUGUACUACAUACGUCCCACAUAUUCUUAGAUGCCAAACCACUCGCCAUUUCCAGUCUCAAUCCUUUUUUAGAUUUAUUUCACCACUUACUAAACAACAACAACAACAUCAACAUGUUAUUAUCAAACCCUUGAUUCAUAUCGCCGGUCGCCGGAGUAUCAGUGCCGGAGUUUCAUCUCCGACCAACGGUUCUGGUCCGAUUGAUUCGCCGUUGAUGCAAUCUAUGCAAAGCAAGAUUAAGGAAGAACUGAAUGCCGAGUUGGUGACUGUUAAUGAUGCUUAUGGUGACGGAAGGCACGUUAGCAUUGAUGUUGUCUCUUCAGCUUUUGAGGGAAAAUCUGCUGUGAACAGGCAGAGGAUGGUUUACAAAGCCAUAUGGGAGGAACUGCAGAACGUUGUACAUGCAGUUGACCAAAUGACAACUAAGACUCCCGAGGAAGCAGCUUCAGGAAAGUGAAGUUGCAUAAGCGAUACAGAGCUUGGAGUCUUUUUCUGCCGUUCAAUUUUUGGGAAGUAUCAAUUAUAUUCGACUUGUUGGUCUUGCGGCAAUGCUGGAUACAUAUGUUGAAUAAUAUUGACUUUCUGGUGUUCAAUACUUUACUAGAAAUAGAUCAAUCAUUAUGUUCUUGUUGGAUAUUUAUUGGUGCACAGGCCUAAACGGUUAUGUGAUUUAUAAAAGGUUUAAUUUUAAUGCUUGA
Messenger RNA from Erigeron canadensis, 825 nucleotides. Its product is annotated as protein BOLA4, chloroplastic/mitochondrial. Lineage: Eukaryota; Viridiplantae; Streptophyta; Magnoliopsida; Asterales; Asteraceae. The transcript is spliced from 3 exons. The record is from RefSeq and is a predicted model, not a curated record. Bases 87 to 584 code for a protein of 165 amino acids.